AUGGAAGCCGCGAGUGUGGAAGCCGGUGGGAAAAAUCAUUUAGACAAUGUGUUAUCAGAAUCAGAAAUCGCUAACCUGCCAAAUACCGUUUCGGAAAAAAUCAAUGCAUAUAUUGACCAAAAAUUUGAAGAAUACUUGACAUCCAAAGCCUUGCACGAAACCAGUAAAUCUCAAAUCGGUGACAAAAUAGCAGCAUCAGAUGCCACCAUUCUAGAAUUAACAGCUAAAUAUGAAGAAGCUGCUAAAAAACUAUUAGUUGCUGAUGAAACUAUCGAACAACUAGAAAAACAAGUUAGUUCUCUUAAUACUGAAUUGGAAAAAGCUCGUGAAAAGAUACAUCGUCUAGAAAAUGAAGUUAUAUCCCUUAAAAGUUCUAGAGAUGCUGCAAUUGAUGAAAGAAAUGACUUGACUAGAAUUCUCCAGAGGCGAGAUGCCGAAAUAGAAAGACUCACUACAAAUGAAACAUCGUUGGCUCAGCAACUCCGCGCCGCUAUUGAUUCAAAAUGUGAAGCACUUGCAUUGAAUGACGAAAUACAGAGUAAGGAGCUAUCUCUUCAGUAUCGUGAAAAACGGCUAGAUCAAGAAAGAGUUUUAUUAAAUUCUCAAAUAACUUCACUUACUGAAGAAGUUAACAGACUCACAUCCGAACUGCAGACUGUACGAUUAAACAAUACCAGUAGAUUGGUAAGCUUAGAAACACAACUUGCUGAAAAGGUUGAAGAACUAAAUGCAGCCAAUGAAACUAUAGAACAAUUAAAUGAAGUUAAAAAGAAUUUAAACAAUCGUGCUGAAAAUCUUACACAACGAUUAAAAGAACAACGUGAUAUUGAAAAUAAAAUGUCCGAAAAUUAUAAAAAAGAGCUAGAUGCAAAAACAAAGUUAGCUGACUUGUUUAAGACUAUGCAUGAUGACGCAGAAGCAAAAACAACUGAGUUGACUGAAGGUAUUGGUGAGUUACAAAAGUUAUUAAAUGAAGCUACAGAAAAGUAUGGUGAAUUGGAGACUAAAUAUAAACAAGCUGAAUUAGAUCAUGAAGAGCUAAUGGAGAAAAAGAAUGAAAUUAUUUCAUCAUUAAAGAAUGAAUUAGAACAUGCCAAUGAUUUACUUAAAGCGGCAACUGCACAAAAUCUAGACAUGGCUUUAAGUGAUUUAGCACCUUCUGCAGCAACUGCUAGUAAACUUCUGAAAUCGGGAAUGUCAUUAACACAAAUUUAUUCUCAAUUAGUGAAAGUUACUGAUGAAUUGAGCCAAGAAAAGGAAGAGAAUAGACGCCUUAAUGUGACAAUAAAUAAAAUUGUACAAGAAUUGGAAGAAAAAGUUCCAUUAUUACAAAAACAAAAAACAGAAUAUGUAGAAGCAUUGGAAAGCAACGCAGCGUUGACACAACAAAUAGAAUCACUAGUAAUCGAAUGUAAUAGACUAAGGGAUGAUUAUAGUGAAUCGUCGAAAAUUGCUAAUCACUACAAUCGUGAAAACAAUAGACUUAAAGGGGAACUGGCUGAUUUAGGAAGGCAAGUAUGCUUUUUGCUUAAAGAAAUAGAACACAGCCGAGGUGGACUCCUUAAUGGCGACCAUGACACAUCCCAUUCAGCAAAUACAACAAAUGCUUCCGAUGUGACUUCCUCACGAAUUAUAUCCAAAACAUUAGUAACAUUCAGCGAUAUACAAGAAUUACAAGCUAAUAACCAAAAGUUAUUAAGAAUGAUUCGCGAAUUAACUGAUAAACAAGAAGAGCUAGAACGCCACAAAGAGCAAUUUGAAAGUGGAGAAAUGGAAAACAAAAUUGAUGCAUUAAAACAAAGAGUUACAGAAUUGACAGAGGCUCAAGAAAGACAAACUAAAAUGGUUAACGGUCUCAUUAGACAACGGGACAUGUUUAAAAAGCUUUAUCAUGAUCAUAUGAAAGGUAAACGGUACGAAAUGGCUUCAGUACUCGACACUUCUGAUUUAGAAAAAGGAGAAUCCUUUAUAAUGGAUAUAUCACAAGAAAAACCUUCUAAACCUGGAACUCCCGAUAUUUCGUCUUAUGAAGCAAAAUGUAGAGAAGCUGAAAAGCAAUUAGAACUUUUAAAAGAAGAAUACAAGACUUAUAAAGAAGAAAAGGUAACGAAUGAGAGAAUGUUGUUUGAACAAAUUGAUAAUAUGAGACAAGAAAUAGCAAAAUUGUCCGCUGCAAAUAGUAAAUGUUCCUCAACAUCUGAAUAUAACAAUGAGAGACUAAAAAUACUACAAACAAAUAUCACUACUUACAAAAAGCAAAUUUCUUCAUUAGAGGACAAGAACAAAGCAUAUAAUGCUACAAUUGCAAAACAUGAAGUUUCUUUACAGCACUUGAGAGAUGAAGUGUUGAACUCACAAGGUAAACUUGCAGCUUCAGAAAUACAACUUGAAAACUUAAAACUUGAAAAUAAGUUACUGAAGGACGCAGAACUGCGCUUACAAACUGAAAAGGAGAUCCUUAACAGAGAAAGACAGGGCCAGUCUAUACUUUUGAAAAACUUAGAAUUAAUAAAGGCAAGCUUAGAACGUGUAGAAAUGGAAAAUCGCGCUAAAAUAGAAACAAGGUUAGAUGAAGCAACUCGAGAAUGUUCAGCUUUGAGGAGGCGAUUACAAGAAGAACAAGAUAGGUUCAGAGAAUUAGCAUCUCACCUUGAACGUCAAACUGAAACUGCUAAAUCUCGCAUGCAAGAAGAAAAAGAUGCAGCUGAUAGAAUGAGGACGGAAAUUCAGCAGUUGCGAGAUGAUUUAAUAGAAAAAAGUAAAGGUAAUGAAGAACUAGCUAAGAAACUUAAAGUUGCCUUAGCGCCAAAUUGCGAUGGAUCCUUAGAUACAAUUAAGAAAAUAAAAGAACUUGAAAAUAAGUUGACAGAUAAAGACGCUGAAAUUGGGUCGCUUAUUGAACAACUUAAUACUGCUAAAGAACAUAUCAGACAAUAUUGCGAUAUAUCUGAAAGUGCCGAAAAAGAACUAAAAAAUUUGCACAGUGAAUAUGAAAAAUAUAAAUCUGCUACAGAAGCUAAGCUCGCAGAAAAUGCUACGAAGCUACAGCAACUUGAAGAUAAGUGUUCAGAAUUAGAAGCCGAACUCUCACUUCAGGCCAAUGGAGAAUACUCAAAUGUAAAUACGUCAUUGAAAAACGAAUUAGUAACUGCUAAAGAAGAAUUAAAGACUGCUUUGGCUAACUUCAGUGAUUGCAAAAAUGAACUUGACGUAGCUCGAAGUGAAAUUACCAAACUAUCUGAAGCAGUUCAAAAAGCGGAAGAAAAAUAUACUCAUGAAAUGAUAUUACACUCUACUGAUAUUCAAACCCUAUCGCAAGUUAAAGAAGAUCUAUCUAAGGCGCAAAAUGAACUUAACGAACUUGUUGCCCUGAAAAAUGGUGCCUUGGAAAAACUGGAAACUGAAAAACUGUCAUGGAAUGAGAGAGAGAAGAUUCUUACUAAUGAAAACCAACAGCUGACUGAACGUCUGAAAAACUUAAAUGAUCAGAAUUCUUUACUACAUGAUCAAAUCCAGGCAUUGGGUACGCAACUAUCCGUUACUCAUGCUUCUAGGUCUCGAUCAGAAAGUAUGAAUGAAUCAGGCAAUGAUUCUGUUAUGAAUAUUUCUAUAAGUGAAGACGAUACUAAGUCUUCCGAACAAUUAUUCCAAAUCGUGAAAUUUUUAAGGAAAGAAAAGGAUAUAGCGAUGGCUAAAUUUGACAUUUUGCAAGCUGAGACUAUGAGAUUAAAAUCCCAACUAGAAAUAACCGAAAAACAAUUAGACGAAAGUAAGCUAGCAUUAGCAGCAGAAAGAGAAAAAUCUGAGGUAAGCAUGGUUACUGUAAAUAAACAAUCUGAUAUAUUAAGGAAAGUUGAAACUUUGAAUGCAUUGACUGACAGUAAUAGAAUUUUGAGAGAAGAACGUAAUACUUUAUCUAUUAGAGUUGAAGAAUUAUCAGCAACAGUGAAGUCUUUAGAGGACCAGCUUUCUCCAAUACAAGAUAAAUUAGCUGAUUUUACCUCUAAAAAUGAGACACUUCAAUCUGAGAAUACUUCAUUAAAGACUGAUUGUGCAAGGUGGAGAACUAGAGUCAAUGCUCUAGUUGAACGUGCUAAUAAAACAAGUCCUGAAGAUUGGAAACGUCUGCAAAAUGAACGAGACACUCUUGUAAAAAUGUUGACAAAUGAAAAAGAAAAUCUUAAAAAAGUUAGCGAAGAAUUGGGAGCUGUGAAAGUAGAAAAAUCUAAAUUAGAAGAACAGUAUACCAUACUUUCCCGUCAGCAAAAUUGUCUAAUGGAAGAAAAUAAAAAACUCAACGAAGAAAUGCAAGUACUUAAAGAUGAUAUGGCUCGUCUAACAGAAGAGUUAACUAAAAUAAAGGCCGAACAUAAAACUUUUGCAGAUACGAAUGCUAAAUUAACAGAAGAGCUUUCUAAUAAAGAAGUCUCUCUUAAUGACAUCAGAAAUAAAGAGAUGCAAAUUCGAAAAAUUGCUAAGAAAUAUAAGGCACAAUUUGAGGAAUUGGUAAAAACAGUGCAAGAAGAGAAGAAAAAGAAUGAUGGCGAAGCAGCUGCUGCGGGUGCAGCUCUGGAGGAAAGGAAUAAAACAAUAGAAGAACAGUUAACUGAAAUUCAAAGUCAAUUAGAAGCAGAAAAAAACAAUAAUGAAAAACUAAAACAAGAAUUGGAAACUCUUAAAUCUGCAAAUACGGAUAGAGAAGAAAAAGCAAAACAAGUACUCAAACAGGCUAAGAGCAAAAUUGUUCAAUUGACUGAAUUGAAAAAUACUCUUAGUCGUGAGUUAGAUGAAUCACGUAAUAAAAUAGACACUGUAGAACAAAGUACGCGCGAUGAACAGGAUGCUAGGUUGGAAUUAAUAAAAUCUCAAUAUGAAGGACGCUUGUCGCGAAUGGAAAAAGAGCGCGCGGAAGCUCAAGCUGAGAGAAACAGAGAAGUGGAGGCUCUCAUGCAGAAAGUUAACAUGUUGCAAAGGCAGCUGGCCAGUCAAGCAUCAGCGUCUAAACAACAAACAAGUACUGAGAAAACAACGGCAGAUCCGCCCACUGCUAAUAUCAAACCAAUGGCGGGAGUCGCGCAACAAAGUGUAUCAGCAAGCCGUCGUGGAGGGGAAACCCCACUAGCAUCAAUUCGACCCAUGGCCCAAGUGGGCCCGACCGCGCCACACGACGCACACAGUACAGAAUACCUGCCUACGUCGUCUUCACGUCCCUUAGCGCGAGCCGCUAUCGCCUCGGCAGCUUCAGCAACUUCGGCAGCUCCCCCAGAGUCCACUCAGGACAUGGAUACCAGUGAAGCAGGGAUGGGUAGUUCAGGAUCUAGCGAUAGCACUGCGCAAUCUUUAUCACAUUCCCAGGCACCACAGCAGGCGGUGGCGCUGGUGAUGCCGCGCAUCGAGCAACCGAGCGGCGCCGUCUCCGGCGCGCUGGCGGCGCCGGCUAGCUCCGCCGCGCCCGCCGCCAGCGCCGCGCCGCAGCCCGCGCCCGCUACGCCGCUACCCGGAGCGGUGAGUGCAGGUUCGACGUCAGCGUCGACCGCGAGCGCACAGUCCGGCGUGAGCACAUCUCACGCUCCGCUGGUGAGCACGUCGCACGCGGCGCCCGGCGUCAGCACGUCGCACGCGGCGCCCGGCGUCACCACGUCGCACGCCGCGCCCGGCGUUACCACGUCGCACGCCGCGCCCGGCGUCAGCACGUCGCACGCGGCGCCCGGCGCGCGCGCGCCCAAGCGCCGCCUGCAACAGCGCCCCGUGGCCUCCAAACGUACUAGAGUACAGGGUUUCGAACGUUCGGUCGAAGUGGAAUACCAAGUACCGACUUCAUCGCGUUGUGACCAAGACGAUGAAGGUGUCAUCGUUGUAGACUCUGAAGAAGAUGAUGAAAGAUGCACUGGCACUAUGUACCGGGAAGGGGAAGAAGAUGAAGAAGAUAUGGAGGAGGAACAAGAAGUGGAAGGUGGUGAAGAAGAAGAGGAAGUGGAAGGUGAUGAUUCAGAAAAUGCUGCUCGCCAGGAGUCCCCGGCGCAGGGCGAGGGCGCGGCGGCGCGCGGCGAGCCCGCCAGCGAGCCGCCGCCGCACCAGCAGAUCGAGGCCAUCAGCAGCGGCACGGAGCCUAGCGGAGCUUUAUCAAUAGGAGGCAACGGAGCAGACGAUGGCGAUGACAGUAUUGUUCCUUCCACACCUACUCUUUACGUUCCCAGGCGAAAUGACGGGUUCGGUGAGGCGGUGGUGUCGCCGGUGGGCGGCGCGGCGGAGGCGGCGGGCGCGCGCUUCACGUUCGCGGAGGCGGGCGGCGCCGCCUCGCACCACGACACGCACGCCGACCUCGCCGCCGCGCUGCCGCCGCCGCACGCGCCGCACCACCCCCGAGCUGAAGGUGAGACGCGCGAGUGGGAGGAGUCCCGCGGGGAAGAGGAAGCGGCCGCCGUCAGCUCGCAAGGAAGUGAGCCGUCAUCGCCGCAACAGGUAGCGGAGGAAGGGCGUGAGGCGGAGGCGAGCGCCGCGCCGCGCCGCGCCGCGCCCGCGCCGCACGCCGCCGUGCCGCACCAGCGCUGGAUGCGCGCCGCCGAUAGUGAAAGUGGUGCACGCGGUCGCGGCAUGCGCGGCAGAGGGCGGCCGCCGAGAAGGUCUCACAAUUAUACCAGGUUC
Molecule: messenger RNA, 6645 nt
Organism: Brenthis ino (lesser marbled fritillary)
Lineage: Eukaryota; Metazoa; Arthropoda; Insecta; Lepidoptera; Nymphalidae
Source: the annotation of a GenBank genome assembly